AUGCUUGAAAUGAGCAACGUUGGAUCCUAUCCUCCUGUCUUUCGCCAACUGAAUGCUGUUUUUCCUCAACAAAACAGCUACUCCAUUGAAGACACCCAAGAUUCAGUUCCGGUUCCUAUGGUGGAUCUUCAAUGGCUUAGCCUGCACAAGCUCGAUGAAACUUGUAAGAAAUGGGGUAUUUUUCGUUUGGUUAACCACGGGAUUCCUUCAACCCUUCUGACCAAACUCCAGCACCAUGCUAACAUGCUGUUUUCUUUGUCCUUUGAGUCCAAGCAAGCUUUAAUCACUAACCCUAUGUCUUAUUUCUGGGGUACCCCUGCCUUAACUUCGUCUGGGACUGCCCUAAACGGUGCGUCCCCGAAUUUGAACUGGUUGGAAGGUUUCAAUGUUCCACUGAGUCAACUCCCACAAUUUCAAUCUGAGGAUCCCUUGCUUCAUGGUUUCAGGCUUUUGUUGGAAGAAUAUGGGAGGCACCUUUCAAGAAUUGCCACAACCUUGUUUGAAUCAAUGGCCAAGAAUCUCGAUCUGGAUCCGAAACAAUCCGAGUCUAUGUUAAAAGAAUCAACCGGAUUCAUUCGCGUUUACCGGUAUCCGCCACUCCCCUACAAGGCCGGUGAGGCUUGGGGCAUGAUCCCACACACCGAUAGUUCGGUGCUUUCGAUAGUGAACCAAGACCAUGUUGGAGGACUAGAAAUUUUCAAGGACAAUAAGUGGCUCCUGGUGAACCCAAUUCCAAACACCCUCGUAGUCCAUAUUGGUGACAUGAUGCAGGCGAUAAGCGACGACGAAUACAUGGGCGUGAAACACAGGGUGAGAGUGAAGACGCAGGAGGAGCGGCUCUCAAUCUGUUACUUUGUAUUCCCAGCCGAAGACAGUGUGAUCCACAGCUCAAAAUACAAACCUUUUACUUACAAAGAUUUCCAAGAACAAGUACAAAGGGACACCUUGUCUCUAGGAUAUAAAGUUGGCCUCCAAAGGUUCAAAGUUUAAUGCUCUGC
Messenger RNA from Hibiscus syriacus, 998 nucleotides. Its product is annotated as gibberellin 2-beta-dioxygenase 8-like. Bases 1 to 990 code for a protein of 329 amino acids. Lineage: Eukaryota; Viridiplantae; Streptophyta; Magnoliopsida; Malvales; Malvaceae. Gene Ontology annotation, molecular function: dioxygenase activity. The record is from RefSeq and is a predicted model, not a curated record. The transcript has 3 exons.